CUCAAAUUCCCAGUUCAACCAACAACUUAUUCUAUUCUUCUUUGUGCCGGCCACAUCUUCACACCGUAUUCUUAUUCAUUUCCUCUAUCUUCUCACUCUAUCCCCGCCUCUUAAUCAACCAACCAACCAACCCAUAAUCACUCUUUGACAGAGCCUUCAAGAUGCAACUCACGGCCACUUUCCUUUUUCUCGCCGGCCUCCUCGCCAGCAACGCUGUAGCAGUACCCCUAGCAGCGCGCCAAGCAUCAUCCGUUAACGGCCAGGCAUGCACGGACGGCACCUUCGACGGCACCUGCCGGGCUGACGGUCGCUGCGGAUUAGAAAUCCCUCCCAACGAGGUGUCCUUCCGGUUCGUAGAGGGACAAUGCGGUGUCGCUGCCAGUGAUGACAACAACGGCGGGGCCUUUGGGAACUUUUUCGGCAACAAGGGUAACAGUAACAAGGGCAACAGUGCCGUCGUCGACGACGAGGAGGACGAUGAGGACGACGACGAGCUUGAUGAUGACAGCGAUACUGAUGACGAAGGUGCUGGUAAUCAGGCUUCUCGACGGUUGCGGACUGGAAAUGCCUCCUAACGAGGUAUCUUUCCGCUUCAUUCCCGGACAACGCGAUGACUAAGUGACGCAAGAUCCCCCCUUUCCCCGGGGAGAGGGGUGGGUGGUUUUGGCAACCCUAUGGAUUAAUUCUCAAUCGGGAAGACAACAACGCUGAAAGAAAGAGAUGUUAUAAUAAUACGGUGUAGCAUAAUGUACCUAAGUCAAGAAUAGAAUACGUUGGACUACCUAACUC
This is a messenger RNA of Daldinia caldariorum, 789 nucleotides long. RefSeq lists its product as uncharacterized. Lineage: Eukaryota; Fungi; Ascomycota; Sordariomycetes; Xylariales; Hypoxylaceae. The record is from RefSeq and is a predicted model, not a curated record. The transcript is spliced from 2 exons. Bases 162 to 575 code for a protein of 137 amino acids.